Guillardia theta CCMP2712 is the source of this 294-nucleotide messenger RNA. RefSeq lists its product as hypothetical. The record is from RefSeq and is a predicted model, not a curated record. The annotation marks the transcript as partial. NCBI's taxonomy places the organism in Eukaryota, Cryptophyceae, Pyrenomonadales, Geminigeraceae. The transcript is spliced from 5 exons.
GUAAGAAUCGCCAAGAAGAGUGGUGCCAUCAUCCCCAAGCCUCCCGAGUCUCAGCGCCGCAUGUAUCCACGACCAGACGGAGGAGAUAAGGACACCCCGCCAGAUGUUGCUAUUAAGAAGACCGUUUCAGAGAGGGAUGAACUCAUGCAUGAAGCCAUGAAGAAGCUCACUAUCCUGGGUCCCAAAUGCGAUUUCUUGCGUGAGAUCGCGCAGAUCGACCAAGAGCAGAAGGCUGCGUGGUUGCAGGAGAAGCAGCGCCGUAUGGCCGAGAGGGCCCAGAAGAUGAAGCAGUGA